Messenger RNA from Astrephomene gubernaculifera, 5253 nucleotides. The record is from the annotation of a GenBank genome assembly. Lineage: Eukaryota; Viridiplantae; Chlorophyta; Chlorophyceae; Chlamydomonadales; Astrephomenaceae.
ACCUGUGCGACGUAUCAACCUCACCAACGAGUUUUGCUUAUUGGGCCGGCCGUUUGGCGACUGGUCCGGCCCUCAGGCCGAUCCUCGCGAAUACUUUGAAAGUUUUGGAAGGAGCCCGCUUUUGACCCUCGGAAGGUCCAACCAACCCCAUAGCGCUCUAGGUUAGUCAUAAGGACCUCAAUAGGCGGCUUCCCUUAGGACGCCGCGGUCGAAGAUAGCGGACCCACAGAAGUGGCGCCCGUAAGGCCCAGUUUGGACAGGAGGCACUAGCAUGGUGUCUGGCUCUUCAAUUAACCCUCUGCAUCUUGUAUUUCAGCAUUCGGCAAGUCCCUACGACCCCGAGUUUGCAACGACAGCUGCAGCCUGCCCGGCAAGCCCGCACCCACGCGAUAGGAAGCGCGCAGCUCCCACGUCCCCACAACGCAACUCCGUUGUCUGUGCCGUCCUCCCCUCAACAACUGCUCUUAACGAGCGUGCUGUCAGCCCUUCAUCGUCAACCAUUUCUGCGCCCGGCGCAGGCGCGACGCCUAUGACCGAGCGCCUUGCGCUGGGCCGCUUCUCAGCCUCUACCCCAGCCUUUGGAGCGCAGGGCAUGUCCCCGCUGGACCCGCUAGCCGAUACGCGCGGCCAUAACGGCCUGUACGCUUCUAGGUCCCCAUUUGAGCACCCUAGCAACGUGCAGGAGGCCACCGUCGCUCUGCUGUCCGACGACAACAACCAGGUAGCAGCAGCCAGCCAUGUCGAGUUCUCAGCCGCCCCGACGCCAGCAGAAGGCGGCCUCGCUUCAUCAGCAGCAGAAGCAGCCGAGGCCGAGGCGGCAUCCGCCCUAGAGGAGCCAUUUUCACACCCCAUGCUGCCGCCGCCGCAGCCAUCCCUAAGCUCCAUGGGCACGCCAGCACGCUCCCGCAUCGGCAACAUGCUCUUCGGCCCCCCCUCAGCAGCCGGCCUGACCCCCACCGUGCUGCCCGACUCGGCUCCCCCCAUGGGCUCCUCCCUGUGCGAACACAUCUCCCGCACCGCCUCUCUGCCCCUCAUGAUGGGCGGGGCGGUGGUGUCGCAGGGCGUGUCGCCCGCCAUACCCAUAGCCAUCGCUGGCGUCGGCGCAAGCGGCAGAGCGCGCGCCACCACCGUCCACGCCCCGCCGUCGGCCGCUACCACCUCCAUGGGGCUAAGCGGCGGCGGCGGCGGUGGCACCAGCAGCCUUCGGCCCGUCGCACAGUCGGUGGAUCACAGCUUCUUCCCGCCGCAGCCGCAGCCGCUGCUGCAGGUCCAAGUGCCGCAGGGCUUCCUGCAGGGCACGGAGGCCGGUGCACCCGCCACCUCCCCCGCGCAGUUCAUCGGAUCCUUCAGCCCCGGCGGGCCGUCCUUCUUCGCCUCCCUGCCUGGCACCGCCGCCGCCGUUACCACCACGGCUGCGGACACAUGCCCUGGCAGUCCGAGACCCCAGCUCCAGGCCGGCGGCACCGUAGACGAUAUGGUGCUCACGUCACCCAACGGCGGUUCCGCGCCGGGCCCCAGCCGGCAGGGGCCCGCGGUCGAGGACGGCAUAGGAGACCCGGCGGCUGCGUUGGGCAGCCCAGGCCACAGCUCCGGUGGUGCACAGGGGUCUCCCGUGGUUGCGCCCCAGAGCCCGCCGCAUGCGCCCUUCUCGCCGUCCCGCCAUGGGCUCGGCGCGAUAGCGGCGGAAGGCGAGGAGGAGCGCGGCGUGGGCGCCGGCCGCAGUGCUGCUGGGGUGGCGCAUGAACAGCAGGAGCAGGACGCGGAGGAGGAGGAAGAGGACAUGAUGGAUGGCGCCAGCAGUCUGACGGGCAGCAGCUGCGGCCGCCGUACACAGCGGCGGCAGCUGCAGUACGAGCGGGUGGUGGCGCCGGUGCAUGCGCAUGCGGACCUGCACCCGCGCGACGCCACCACCACCACCACCGACACGGACGGUGACGAGGAGUUUGAGGACGCGGUGGAGGUGCAGCACGACGAUGAUGACCAUGUGGGCUAUCAGGGCGGGAGGUCCCACCGGCGUCCGCAGCAGCAACAGCAUGAGGAGGCGAAGGCGGAGGAGAGGCCUUACGGCCGGGAGGGCGGAGGCAGCGGCAGCGGCGGAGGCGGGUACCACCACCACGGCCACAGCCAUGACCUGCACCGCUGCCAUUUUGUGGGUGUGGCCUCUCCAGAGCACCCCCUUAGCGCGGCACUGGGCAUGCAUGGCCCCGCCAUGCAUGCCGGGGAGCUGCAGGAGCAGGAGCCGCCGUACCCUCCCUACCACCACCAGCUCCACAUGCAGCAGCAUCCGGGUGGAGUGGUGGGCGGUGAGGGGCCGCUGGGUGGGCUGGGGUCGUAUCGGCUGGCGGACGGGUAUGAGGAUCUGGCGGAGGAUGAUGAGGUACUAGAGGAGGCGGAGGAGGAGGGCGGCUCGUGCCUGCUGGAUGCGGAUGAGGGGCUGGAGGAGGACGAGGAGUUUGGGGAGGAGGAGGAAGAGGAGGAACACGGCAUUGCGGCACGGGCGCGGAGUACGGCAGGAGGAGGAGGCGGUGGGGGUGCCGUUGGUUGGGGCAGCGGUGGUGCCGUGUUGGGGACAGCAGCGGCGGCCUCCCCGGCGCACUUUGUAGCGCCGUACGUAAACCAGCAGCACACGUGUAUCAACUGCACGCGACCGUUUUGGGGCUCCGUGUGCUACUGUGGCCACCCUGCCAACACGGAGGUGGUGGUUCCGGAGCUCCUGGCGGCUGCCGUACGCAGCAUGGUGGAGGGCCAGGCCGCCGCUGCCGUACGGCAGCAAGCAGCAGGCGAGCCGCAGGGGGCUGGGGGUCGCGGCGAGGGGGUGCUGCUGGCCUAUGAUGACCGGUGCAGGGCCCAUCUGGAGGAACUGACCCCUGGGUCAUCUGAGGACCAGGGUCGCAGCCACCCCGAGCGCCCCGAGCGAGUGGCGGCCAUCAUGACGAGGCUGCAAGCUACCGGGCUACUGGCCAGGUUUGAGCGUGUCACGGGUCGCGAGGCCACCCUCCAGGAGCUCCUGGCAGUGCACCAGCCGGAGCUGGUUUCGGAGCUGCAGGCCGCCACGGAGGCCGCUGCCCGGCUGGCUGCGCGGGAGGCGGCACGACAUGCGGGUGCUGCCCUGGAUGAGGAGGGCGAGGAGGACCUGGAGGCGCUCGGGCUGCAGAAGAGCCCGCACAUCCUGGACUGCUACUUCAACGCCUCCACCGCCGGCUGCGCGCGCCUGGCUGCCGGUAGCGCUGCUGACGUGGCUCGCCGAGUGGUGUGCGGCGCGGCCCGGCACGGCGCCGCCAUCAUCCGGCCGCCCGGCCACCACGCCGAGUCGGGGGUGGCCAUGGGCUUCUGCUACUACAACAAUGCAGCCGUGGCGGCGAGGGCUGCCCAGGCAGCGGGUGCGCGGCGCGUGCUGAUCCUCGACUGGGACGUGCACCAUGGCAACGGCACGCAGCGCAUCUUCUACGACGACCCCUCCGUGCUCUACAUGUCCACACACCGCUUCGACAACGGCAGCUUCUACCCGGGCACGGGGGACGCGACGGAGACCGGCUCCGGUGCGGGUCUGGGCUUCACCGUCAAUGUGCCCUGGAACGGCUCCGGAGUGCGCGACGCGGACAUGCUGGCCGCCUUCCGCCACGUGCUGCUGCCCGUGGCCGCGGAGUUCCGGCCCGACCUGGUCAUCGUGAGCGCCGGCUUCGACGCAGUGGAGGGCGACCCGCUGGGCGGCUGCCGCGUCAGCCCCGCCGCGUACGGCCACUUCACCGCACUGCUCAGCUCGCUGGCGCCCACCCUGCUGCUGCUGGAGGGGGGCUACAACCUCUCCGCAACCGCUGCGGCCACGGAGGCGUGUCUGCGGGUGCUGCUGGGGGAGCAGCCAGCGCCGCUGCAGGGAGGGCCGGGAAUGGGGGCGCCGGCGAUACUGGAGGCGCAUGCGGCGCCGGCCGCAGCCUUGGCUGACCCGUGGGUCGCUGCGGCCCUGGACGGCGUCUCCGAGAGUGCCAUUCAGUCGCUGCGGCUGGUGCUGCGCGUGCAGAGCCAGCUGUGGCAGGCGGCUCGGGAGCGGCAUGUGCUGCUGGAGGCGGCGCUGGAGGAGCGCAGGCAGCAGCAGCUAGCCAGGAUGCAGCAGCGGUCUCCUCUGCAGCCUCAGGAGCACUGGGGCUGGCAUGUGCAGAUGGCGCCGCUGCCUUCCUCUCAGCCGCACCAGCAUGUGCAUCAGCUCCAAAUGGGGGAGGUACUUGACAGUGACGACCACUGCCAAUCGCGUCUGCAGCAUUCACUGGACGACCCAGCCAGCCAUAUCUCCAUGCCAGAGGAUGAUGGCGACCUGGCGGAUCAGGAUGCGGAGCGCCCUCGGCGCAUGGAUGUGUCCAUGAGCGGCAUCAUUGACCUAGGCGAGCAGCUGAUUGGAGACUCGCCCAUGGGCUGACCCAUGGGUCAGGCCGCCUAAAUGUCUGGAAGAUCUUGGUCUUCUUGUUACAACAAGGUAACAACCUACUUUGGCCUGAUUUAAACGUCUGGUUAAUGGAAAAUACGCAGCGUAUGGGCGAUAUUGGAGCGACGGCGGCGGCGGCGGCCCUUUGGUUGCUUGGGGAGAACCGGUGGUUUCAUGGGAUUGCAGACCGUUAAUAGACUUUUUACGGUUGUUAGUAGUUGGCCAUGUCCCAAAUUGGGUGCUCCCCGCCGUGUGGGCGGUUGCCGAGCCCAAGACUAUGAACGUAACUUACAACGCCUAAGCACAAAAAAAUAAAAAUCGCGGAUGACGACGGUUGUCAACUGGACGAGUAAAGAACGGACGGCGGCCGGACGGCGGAGCUCACAUCACCUUCAGCCAUUGGGGGAGGCACAUACGGCAUAAAAGGGGCGGAAGGCAUGUUAGUGGCAUGGAAUGGGUGGCAUGGAGGUUGGCAAUGUUGCAUCCGGUUUACACUCUGUUUCGCCGCGGCGGUGCUUGUCGCGCUACGAGCCCGUGGGCCUCCUGGAUACCGAGGAAUAGCGGCCGUCGGCCGUUCGGGAUGUUGCGGGACGUUUGGUGGCCGCAAGUGGAGUGUAUGAUGUUGUUUCUUCGCCGCUUUCUGUUGUCGGGUGAACUGAGGGGCUUCCUGGUCCGUCUAUCGUACCAGUCCGAGGGAGUGCGUGUUUGAGGAGUUGUAUGUUUCCUUACAUGUGAAGAGAGGCGCGGCUUUGCACACGACGGACGGUCGCAUCGCUGAAACGUGCUUGGGGUGUUUUCGGGUGCCCUGCUCUGGUAGUGGCGUGCACAUGUGGCCG